Molecule: messenger RNA, 5561 nt
Organism: Prunus dulcis (almond)
Lineage: Eukaryota; Viridiplantae; Streptophyta; Magnoliopsida; Rosales; Rosaceae
Product: paladin
Exons: 19
Coding region: 660-4430 (1256 amino acids)
Source: RefSeq, a predicted model, not a curated record
AACACGCUUUUCACGUUUUGUGUCAGGACUCAGGAUUGAGGUGGAGGAGGGGCCUCGGCGACUCUUUGCCCCACUUCACUGACGCACAGAACAGAAGGUUGUAUUAGAAGUUAAGAACAUCGUCAUCCCUGAACCCUCGCACAAAGGCACAAAGGCACAAGGAAGGCACAAAGGCACAAGGAAGGCACAAGGCACAAAGAGCUUUUGCGUUUUAGUAAAGAGAGAAAGAUAGAUAAAUAUUAAUUGGCAGUGGAAUGGAUGAGAUGAGAAUUGAGAAUUAGAGGUAAUUAAGAAUCCAGCUCUUAUCCUACCCUAGUAUCAGAUUUCUUUGGUUUUUGGGUUUUCUUCCUUUUUUUUCUCAAUUUCUUUCCAAAUUAUAGAUAGUCUCAUAUCCAAUCACACCGUUAUCAUCUCCCUUGCUUGCCCUUGCUUGCUGGGUGUGGUCCAGUGGUGUGGUGUGACGAGGGCAAUUUUUCACCGACGACUAACUAGAUUACCAUAGUUUUUAAUCAAUCAACAGUACAAGUCCUUGUAGAUGAGAGACUAAGUGAGAUUUUUUAUAUAGAAGAAAUCGGUUGCUUGCGUGUUUUGAGACUUGAGUAGAGCGGAAUUAUCUAUAUAUUUAUAAAACAACUAGAGCAAAUAAAUAUAAAUGAGCCAUGUCGAUACCCAAGGAGCCGGAGCAGGUGAUGAAGCUAAGAGGAGGAUCAGUACUGGGCAAGAAGACCAUUCUCAAGAGCGACCACUUCCCAGGCUGCCAGAACAAACGCUUGUGUCCCCAGAUCGAUGGCGCUCCCAAUUACCGUCAGGCUGAUUCACUACAUGUUCACGGUGUUGCCAUUCCAACAGUCGAUGGAAUCCAGAAUGUUCUUAACCAUAUUGGAGCUCAACAAAUUGAUGGGAAGCGAACACAAGUUCUUUGGAUUAACCUCCGCGAGGAGCCGGUGGUCUAUAUUAAUGGGCGCCCUUUUGUUUUGCGUGAUGUGGAGAGGCCCUUUUCCAACCUUGAGUAUACGGGAAUUAACAGGGCUAGGCUUGAACAAAUGGAAGCCCGAUUAAAAGAAGAUAUUUUAAUUGAAGCUGCAAGAUAUGGGAAUAAGAUCCUUGUCACUGACGAACUACCAGAUGGUCAGAUGGUGGAUCAAUGGGAACCAGUAUCACGGGAUUCUGUGACGACACCGCUAGAGGUUUAUGAGGAAUUGCAAGUACAAGGAUACCUUGUUGACUAUGAACGUGUCCCUAUAACUGAUGAAAAAUCACCCAAGGAGCUGGAUUUUGAUAUUUUGGUUCAUAAAAUUUCUCAAGCUGAUAUAAAUGCAGAAAUAAUUUUUAACUGCCAAAUGGGACGUGGACGAACUACAACAGGAAUGGUGAUAGCAACUUUGAUAUAUCUCAACCGUAUAGGAGCUUCCGGUAUUCCAAGAACCAAUUCAAUCGGGAAAGUUUCUGACUCCAGUGCAAUUGUCACUGACAAUUUUCCAAACUCAGAAGAUGCGAUUCGUAGAGGAGAAUAUGCAGUCAUAAGAAGCUUGAUUCGAGUAUUAGAGGGUGGUGUUGAAGGCAAAAGACAAGUGGAUAAAGUUAUUGACAAGUGCGCCUCUAUGCAGAACUUACGUGAAGCAAUUGCCACUUAUCGCAAUAGUAUUCUGCGCCAACCAGAUGAGAUGAAAAGGGAGGCGUCACUUUCAUUUUUCGUGGAGUAUUUGGAACGAUACUACUUUCUUAUAUGCUUUGCUGUGUACAUUCAUUCAGAGAGAGCAGCCCUCCGCUCUAGUUCCGUUGGUUAUAGCAGUUUUGCUGACUGGAUGAAAGCUAGGCCAGAACUGUAUAGCAUUAUUCGCAGGUUGCUGAGAAGAGAUCCAAUGGGUGCACUUGGAUAUGCAAGUUUGAAACCAUCUUUGAAGAAGAUUGCUGAAUCUGCUGAUGGCCGGCCUUAUGAGAUGGGUGUAGUUGCGGCCUUGAGAAAGGGCGAGGUUCUUGGUAGCCAAACAGUUUUGAAAAGUGACCACUGUCCUGGUUGUCAAAACCAAAAUUUACCAGAAGGAGUGGAUGGUGCCCCUAAUUUUCGGGAGGUCCCUGGAUUUCCAGUGUAUGGAGUCGCGAAUCCAACAAUUGAUGGUAUACGAUCUGUCAUCCAAAAGAUUUGUAGCUCCAAAGAUGGUCGACCAGUUUUUUGGCAUAAUAUGAGAGAAGAACCUGUGAUUUACAUCAAUGGAAAACCGUUUGUACUCCGUGAGGUUGAACGACCAUACAAAAAUAUGCUUGAAUACACGGGUAUCGAUCGUGAGAGAGUGGAGAGGAUGGAAGCUCGACUGAAAGAAGAUAUACUGCGAGAAGCUGAGCAUUAUGGGGGUGCUAUAAUGGUUAUUCAUGAAACAGAUGAUGGGCAAAUAUUUGAUGCUUGGGAACAUGUAAAUUCUGAGGCUAUUCAGACCCCACUUGAGGUUUUUAAAGGUUUGGAGACAGAUGGUUUUCCCAUAAAGUAUGCGCGUGUGCCCAUCACUGAUGGUAAAGCUCCCAAAAGUUCUGACUUUGACACGUUGGCUAUUAAUAUUGCUUCUGCAUCCAAGGACACUGCUUUUGUUUUCAAUUGCCAGAUGGGCAGAGGAAGGACAACCACAGGUACUGUAAUUGCUUGCCUUUUGAAACUUCGAAUUGAGCAUGGGAGACCUAUCAAAAUCCUGGUUGACAAUAUUACCCUUGAAGAGGUGGAUGGUGGUAGCUCAAGUGGUGAAGAAUCAGGAGGUAAUAGUGCUGCAUCAACCUCCAGUGUUACAGCUGUAAGAAAUGAAAAGGAUCAAGGCCGUGUAUUUGGCAUGAAUGACAUCCUCUUGUUGUGGAAAAUAACAAGAUUAUUUGAUAAUGGGGUGGAAUGCCGAGAAGCCUUAGAUGCUAUAAUUGAUAGAUGUUCUGCUCUACAGAACAUACGCCAAGCCGUUCUGCAAUAUAGAAAGGUAUUCAAUCAACAACAUGUUGAGCCAAGGGUAAGGAGGGUGGCAUUGAAUCGUGGCGCUGAGUACUUGGAGCGCUACUUUCGUUUAAUUGCUUUUGCAGCAUACUUAGGAAGUGAAGCAUUUGAUGGAUUUUGUGGGCAAGGAGAAUCUAGGAUGACAUUUAAGAAUUGGUUGCAUCAGAGACCAGAAGUUCAAGCAAUGAAAUGGAGCAUAAGAUUAAGGCCUGGACGAUUUUUUACUGUCCCUGAGGAGUUGAGAGCACCACAUGAAUCUCAACAUGGAGAUGCUGUCAUGGAGGCCAUUGUCAAGGCCCGUAGCGGUUCUGUUUUGGGGAAAGGAUCUAUACUUAAAAUGUAUUUCUUUCCAGGUCAGAGGACUUCUAGCCACAUACAAAUUCAUGGUGCACCACAUGUUUAUAAGGUGGAUGGAUAUCCUGUGUAUAGCAUGGCUACGCCAACAAUUCCUGGUGCCAAAGAGAUGCUAGCAUAUUUAGGUGCCAAGCCCAAAGCAGAAGGAUCUGCUGCUCAGAAAGUGAUUUUAACUGAUCUGAGAGAAGAAGCAGUUGUUUACAUUAAUGGCACACCAUUUGUCUUGCGGGAGCUAAACAAACCUGUUGAUACACUCAAGCAUGUGGGAAUCACAGGCCCAGUGGUGGAACACAUGGAAGCACGACUAAAAGAAGAUAUACUAUCUGAGGUCAGACGGUCUGGUGGCCGUAUGCUUUUACAUCGUGAAGAAUAUAGCCCGGCAUUGAAUCAGUCCAGUGUCAUUGGAUACUUGGAAAAUAUCUUUGCAGAUGAUGUGAAGACACCAGCUGAAGUAUAUGCUGCUCUGAAAGAUGAGGGUUAUAAUAUUACAUAUAGAAGAAUACCAUUAACUAGAGAAAGGGAGGCUUUAGCUUCUGAUGUGGAUGCAAUUCAAUACUGUAUAGAUGACUCUGCAGGGUGUUACCUUUUUGUAUCACACACGGGGUUUGGAGGAGUUGCAUAUGCAAUGGCUAUUAUUUGUAUUAGAUUUGGUGCAGAAGCUGACUUUGUAUCAAAGGACCCACAACUACUGUUUAGAACGAAUCCAUCAUAUACAACUGAAGAGGACUUGCCUUCUCGAGCUUCUGAUGAAGAAGUUCAUAGGAUGGGUGACUACCGAGACAUACUAAGCCUUACGAGAGUUCUUGUGUAUGGGCCCAAGAGCAAAGCAGAUGUUGACGUAGUUAUUGAAAGGUGUGCAGGGGCGGGGCAUCUACGAGACGAUAUUCUUUAUUAUAGUAAGGAACUCGAGAAGUUCCCUGACGAUGAUGAUGAGCAUCAAGCAUACCUCAUGGACAUGGGUAUCAAAGCAUUAAGGCGGUACUUUUUCCUUAUCACAUUUAGGUCUUACCUCUACUGCACUUCUGCAGCUGAGAUAAAAUUCGCAUCAUGGAUGGAUGCAAGGCCUGAACUAGGACAUUUAUGUAAUAACCUUAGGAUCGAUAGAUGAUCUCAUUAGCAAUGCUUGUAAAAUAUAUUUAUGUACAGUUGGCAAUACGUUGCCAGUUAUGGUUUUCCUCUCCCUCUCGCCCAAUGUAAAAGAAAAAAAAAAAACUCCUACAGUGGAAAAAAAUAAGGUCAUGUCUUAUCAUCUGAAUUAGUUCUUUUAUUGCCUUGUCUUUUACUAUUAGACUCUCUCAAGAAUCUCUCUCUUUAUCUCUCAACCCUAGCUCUUCUCUUCUUCAAGCGCCGCUUCUUUUGGGGGAGUUGGUCACUAACGUUCCUCCCCUCUCCCCCUUCUUCCCGCUUUCUCCCCUUCCCCCUCCUCCCUCUUUCUCCAUCUUUCUUUUUCAUCUCCCUUUGUUUUUUCUUUAGGUUUUCUGGCCUUCUUUUCCUCCUCCUUCCUCAAUCUCCUUUCCUUUCAUUUUAAGACAUUCUAAUCCCUCUCCUUUUCCUCCCCCUUCCCUCCAUUUUCCUUCAUUUUCCUCUCUUCCACCAAUUUGGGGUUUGUUUUUGCAGAGCUAUUUUCUUUUCUUCAUGUUUUCUUUCUUUCCUUUAAAAAAAUUGAUUAAUUUAACUCGUUUCCUCUUUUAGGCUGUGAAGGCUUCGGUUUUGUUUCUUCGGGUACUGUUGACAGGUUUCUGCACUGCAUUCUCUCCUCAUUGUUGGAGGUUGCGUCUCAUCAUUUGGUCUCAACCACUAUCAUUGGCUUCUUGACUCCACGAAUGUAUAUUAUGUUGUUUACCCUCAGUGGCACUUGUGGAGUUUGGGAUGCCCUUAAAAGUGCAAAUAGCACUUAUGGCUUGGAUUAUGGUAGCUCUGCUCCUACUAGUUUUAGCUUGGGUGGCUUGCUCGCCACUAUUUUCUGUUGGUCACUAGUUUCUCUUUGGUGGUUGUCGGCUUGCUUUGGUGGUGCAGCUUGUGGCUUUAUCUGUUGGAUUGUACGGCUUGUGUUAGGGUUUCCUAAUAUUGUGUUGUGUUUUGUGGGUUUUUGCCGUUUGUGAGCUCUUUGCCUUUAUGUGUGCUUUAUGUAUUUUGUUAGUUUUAUCAUUGUAGUGGGCUCUAUGUCUGUUUGUAUUGUAUUUGGUGUGAACUCAAUUAUUUGAGUUCAUUUUGAUGUAAUCUAGUUUUUGACUUUCUA